CCGAAGCGAAGCAGGAAGAUCCAGAAUGAGACUCACAUCAUGGAAGGCGAGUUCGGGAAGUAUUUUUCUUCGAAUCUCGACAAUAAAAAGCUGGCUCUGCUGAAAGGUGCCUGCCAGAUCCCUCGUCAAAUCUCCUUGAUUACUCCGGGUCCCACAGAUUCUCCGGAGUCUCCACCUACCGGUCAUACUUGCGCUUUUGAAAUUUUCUUUUCGGACUGCGGGCUAUCUUUUCCGCUUCCCGGCCUUUUGGUCGAAUUGAUGCACGAGCUCGGAAUCGCACUUCCUCAACUAUGUCCAAAUGUAGUUCGGACCGUCCUGUGCCUUCAGACCCUUGCAGAGGAAAAUGGAUACCGUAUCACGCUAUCCGACGUACUCCAUCUUUAUACAGUGAAGAAGGGGCGAACUCCGGGGACGUUUUUCCUCAGUCCUCGGAGUAAUUUCAGAGUCUUCGGGGAUUUUCCCGAAAAAGACGAGCAAUGGAGAAAAUCCUACUUCUUCUUCGCUGUAGACGAAUUUUCUUAUGGUCCAAAUACGGACUAUUUCGUUCGUGAAUGGACUCGUCGUCCCGGUAGAUAGCUCCUUAGGUUUUUCACUGCUUUUCACUCGUCUGUUUUUUUUUUCUUCUAAUCUGUCAAUGUUUUUGCUUUUGCAGUUAAACUUCCGAAGAAACCGCUUUCUCAUACCUUUGCGGGGCAAUUCGUAAAGAUUUGCAAUAGCAGCGACCUGUCGUGGGAAUUGUUCACUUGCGAACGCAUCCGGAGUUCGUGUGCCCGAAUUGUCUCGCGAUCCGACCUCAUUUCUUCCACUCCUCCCUCCUCCCCUGCUGUUGCCACUAACAUGUCUCCACUUUCCUAUCGCGAAGAGAAAAGGCUCCAGAAGGAAAGGGAAAAAGCGAGAGAAGCGAGAGAGAAAGAAGAUAAGGCCAGGAUGGUGAAGGCCUUGGAUGAAGGGAAGUCCAGAUCUUCAUCUGGUAAAGGGAAAAAUUCGGGUACUGUAGAUCCGGUUUCCGAAUCGAAGACCUCUGAUCAUCGUGAUCAAAAGAAGGUGUCUUCGGGAAAAGACCUAAUCCGGAUCUCGGAUUCUCGCUCCU
Molecule: messenger RNA, 1090 nt
Organism: Arabidopsis lyrata subsp. lyrata
Lineage: Eukaryota; Viridiplantae; Streptophyta; Magnoliopsida; Brassicales; Brassicaceae
Product: meiosis-specific protein ASY2-like
Exons: 1
Coding region: 40-576 (178 amino acids)
Source: RefSeq, a predicted model, not a curated record